AUAUUACUGUCUUCCAUUGCCGAGAGCCCGAAAAGACGAAGAAACAGAGAUCAGAAGAGAGGGAGGAGGACGUCUUCUCUCCUUCGCCGUCUCUUUCAACGUCUUCCUCCUCCUCCUCAUCGCCUUCUUCGCCCACUCCUUCACGGGAUAGCCGUCUUGAUUCCCCAUGUCCAUCCCCAAGAAGCCCAUCCUCAAGCCUUUCUUCCUCAUCUUCCUUUCCUUUUUCCUCUUCUUACACCUCUUCCUAUCCUCCAAGAAAGCCCCAGACUCCCCCUCCUCCUCCUCCUCCUCCGCCGCCGCCGCCGCCAACACCCCCCCGCUCAUCCGCAUCCGACCGGGCUUCCGCUCCUACGACGACUACAUCAAGCUGCAGCUGAACAAGACGCUCAACCCGCGCCUCCGCCGCGUGUGGGCGACGCGCGACUGGGACCGCAAGGUUCGCGUCUUCGCCCGCUUCUUCUCCGAGCUCAAGGCCGAGGGCCUCCUCACGAACGCCUCCGCGGCGCUCUGCGUCGGGGCGCGCCUUGGGCAGGAGGUGGCGGCCCUGCGGGGGCUCGGCGUGGCGGGCGCCCUGGGGAUGGACCUGGUGCCUGCGCCGCCCCUGGUGGUGGCGGGCGACUUCCACGCGCAGCCCUUCCCGGACGACUACUUCGACUUCGAGUUCUCCAACGUGUUCGACCACGCGCUGUACCCGGAGCGGUUCGUGGCGGAGGUGGAGCGCACGCUGCGGCCGGGCGGGGUGGCGGUGCUUCAUGUGGCGGUGCACCGGCGAGGGGACAAGUACUCCGCCAACGACCUCCUCGGGGGUGUCGACGGCCUCGUCGCCCUCUUCAAGCGUUCCGAGCUGGUCCGCGUCCGCAAGGUCGACGGCUUCGGCCUCGACACCGAGGUCGUCCUCCGGAAGAAGCAGAAGUAGAAGAUGAAGAAGAAGAACAAAUAGACUCGAGAGGUCCUUCUAUGUAUAUUUUCUUUCUUUCUCAUCGAGAAAGAAAAUGAAGAUAUUAUUUUGGUGCAGGAAUUUUUUGGAAUUGGAAAGGAGGUGAUGAUUGUUUGGAUUGAAAA
This is a messenger RNA of Musa acuminata subsp. malaccensis (wild Malaysian banana), 1062 nucleotides long. RefSeq lists its product as uncharacterized. Gene Ontology annotation, molecular function: S-adenosylmethionine-dependent methyltransferase activity. The record is from RefSeq and is a predicted model, not a curated record. NCBI's taxonomy places the organism in Eukaryota, Viridiplantae, Streptophyta, Magnoliopsida, Zingiberales, Musaceae.